Molecule: messenger RNA, 579 nt
Organism: Magnusiomyces paraingens
Lineage: Eukaryota; Fungi; Ascomycota; Dipodascomycetes; Dipodascales; Dipodascaceae
Exons: 3
Coding region: 1-579 (192 amino acids)
Biological process (GO): establishment or maintenance of cell polarity; actin filament organization; regulation of actin cytoskeleton organization
Cellular component (GO): cytoskeleton; cell cortex; cell projection
Molecular function (GO): protein kinase binding; GTPase activity; GTP binding
Source: RefSeq, a predicted model, not a curated record
AUGCGAAGCAUAAAAUGUGUUGUCACCGGAGACGGUGCGGUCGGAAAAACUUGCAUGCUUAUCAGCUAUACAACCAAUGCAUUUCCUGGUGAAUACAUUCCUACAGUAUUUGAUAACUAUUCCGCAAAUGUUAUGGUUGAUAAUAAACCGAUAAGCCUGGGAUUAUGGGAUACCGCUGGCCAGGAAGAUUAUGACCGACUGCGGCCACUCUCAUACCCCCAAACUGGCGUAUUUCUUAUAUGCUUUUCUCUUGUUAGCCCGUCAUCCUUUGAAAACGUUAAGACCAAAUGGUACCCAGAAGUGACGCACCACGCUCCAGACACGCCCAUAAUACUGGUAGGCACCAAGCUGGAUCUGCGCGAGGAUCGUGAGACUAUUGAAAAACUCAAGGAAAAACGCCAGACCCCCAUUACAUAUGCACAGGGCGUCCAGUGCGCAAAGGAAAUCGGAGCAGUCAAGUAUCUCGAGUGCUCAGCCCUUACUCAAAAGGGUCUUAAAGCUGUUUUCGAUGAAGCAAUCCAUGUGGCUCUUACACCGCAACUUCCCAAGAAGAAGAAGAAGAAGUGUUUAAUUGUUUAA